AUGGAGGCCUUGCGCGAAGCUUUGUUGGAACAGCAUCGGAAGCAGCAGGAAAUUUACUACACGCAGCAGCAAGAUCUUGUGAAACAGCUGUCUACGCUUUUCUUGACUUCCUCGGCUUCUCAGAAUAUUCAGGCGAAGGACUCCUUGGCAAACUCCAUUUCUGAAUUUCAUUAUGAUCCGGAGAGCGGAUCAACUUUUGACGCCUGGUUCGACCGCUACAGGGGUUUGUUUUCCAAAGAUGCGCAGAACUUGGAUGAUGCGUCGAAAAAUAAAUUAUCUAAUAAGAAACCGUCAACUCCGUGGUGGUUUUGUGGUAAUUUGCAUUAUUCUAAAGAUUGUACUUACAAGUCUCAUAAAUGUCAGAAAUGUAAAACCGUCGGUUACAAGGAUGGUUAUUGCGCUUCUAGCAAAAAAGUUAAAAUAACCCUUCAGCUAAACACGGGUUCAGACCUGACGAUCAUUUGUUCUCAAACAUGGUCCGCUCUCGGGAAGCCAACGGGGAUAGUUACCUCUCACAUUGCUCGAGAUGCGUCUAGUAACUCAAUUCUUUUUUAUCAAGAGUUUAGCUGUUUUGUUUCAUUCAAGGAAAUCACCAAGCGGCUUCGGUGUUUCGUCUCUUCAAAUCCGGAAUUGAAUGUAAUGGGAUUAGACUGGAUCACUGCUUUUAACCUGUGGAAUCAAUCAUUUAAUGAUUUUUGUCACUUAACCAAGAGCGAAGAUACACAGUUUGAUAUAAAUAAAUACCAACAUAAAUUUCAAGACGUGUUUGCUAGCGGUUUGGGUCGUUGCAUCAAAACCAAGGUCAAGCUGCAUUUAAAAUCUGAUGCAAAACCGGUUUUCAAGCCUAAACGUCCGGUUGCUUUUGCUAUUUUGCCGCAAGUGGAUGCUGAAGUGGAUCGUCUUGAACAAAACGGGAUUAUCUCUCCAAUCAAGUAUUCGGAAAUUUGUGCCGAUUUCUCAACGGGUCUCAACGAAUCUCUGGAAACUAAUCGUCAUCCUUUGCCGCUGCCGGACGAAAUAUUUGCUCAGCUCGCAAACUAUAAAUAUUUCACUCAUUUAGAUUUGUCAGAUGCAUUUCUACAAGUGGAAAUUGAUGACGAUUCGAAAAAAUUAUUUACCAUUAAUACGCAUCGUGGACUUUAUGUUUACAAUCGCAUGCCUUUCGGAGUUACAGUGGCUCCUGGCGAGUUUCAGGCAAUCAUGGACUCGUUGAUCUCUGGCUUGUCAAAUACUUUCGCCUAUAUUGACGAUUUGGUAGUUGGAGGAGAAACAGUUCUGGAACAUAAUCGGAACUUGACUCGUCUCUUGGAGCGAAUACAAGAGUACGGUUUUCGUUUGCGUUUAGAAAAAUGUAAUUUCUUCAUAAACAAAAUCACUUAUCUUGGAUACGUCAUAGAUGGUCAAGGAUUGCAUCCAGAUCCCAAGAAGAUUUCAGCAAUUAUUGACAUGCCUGCUCCGCGAAACUUAACUGCGUUACGUUCUUUUUUGGGCGCAAUACAUUAUUAUUCUCGUUACAUUUCCAACAUGCACAUAUUGCGUCGACCUUUGGAUCAUUUGCUUAAGAAAGACGUACCAUGGGAAUGGUCACCUCGGUGUCAGAAGUCUUUUGUUCAAUUCAAAAGGAUUUUAACGUCCAAACUGUUGCUCACGCAUUAUAAUCCCAGACAUGAGAUAAUUGUGGCAACAGAUGCCUCAAACGAAGGAUUAGGAGCUUGCAUUCUUUAUCAUUUUUUGGAUUUCUUUUUUUAA
Molecule: messenger RNA, 1749 nt
Organism: Pseudomyrmex gracilis
Lineage: Eukaryota; Metazoa; Arthropoda; Insecta; Hymenoptera; Formicidae
Exons: 4
Coding region: 1-1749 (582 amino acids)
Source: RefSeq, a predicted model, not a curated record